AUGGCAACUGAUACCGCGAUAUAUUUGCGCGCCCCCAAUGCUGUUCGCUUCGCGUCGCCAGCGUGUGUCCUUCCUCCGCCGCUGAAAUGGCUCAGCGGCACCUGGAAGCUGACGAGUUCUACUCUUCCCGGAUGGCGCAAGGCACGCGACGUGAUGAUAAACUACGCACUCAUCCCAAGUCCUGCCGCUGUUACGGGCGAAGAAAUUUUUACGCUCCAGUACGGUACUCAGCUUGAGGACUUCAUGUUCUGGCAAGAACCAUGCGGGCCUACCGUAACAUAUCGAUCGGCAAUGGGUCUGAGCAAACCGAUUAGACCAGGUGGGAAAGCGAACGGCGAGCUGACGCCGGAUCUGUAUGGAGACACGUUCCAUCACGGGGAGCGGACAAGCCUUGUUUACACACGACGUGGUAACGGAUGGUCGAGACUGAUUCGUCAAGGAUGGGAGAUCCUCGGGUACGGGAUACACCCACCAUCGCCAUACGGACAAGAGCACAUCUGCAAUGCUGACGGUAACUCGUGGAUCGUGAUCUAUGUCGCCAAAACGCCAAUGGCGCCUACGGGCCUCAACAUUCUCUGCCGCUUUGGACAAUUACCAGACGAUACCGUGGAUGCGAUCAGAUUGAUGCUUACGAGUCUUGGACACGAUAUGACAGCUUUGGCAGAAGGGCUUUUCAGUGUUCCCAUGACGAAUGAAAUGGAGAAAACAUGA
Molecule: messenger RNA, 711 nt
Organism: Alternaria postmessia
Lineage: Eukaryota; Fungi; Ascomycota; Dothideomycetes; Pleosporales; Pleosporaceae
Exons: 1
Coding region: 1-711 (236 amino acids)
Source: RefSeq, a predicted model, not a curated record